This is a messenger RNA of Psilocybe cubensis, 1299 nucleotides long. RefSeq lists its product as uncharacterized. The transcript is spliced from 8 exons. The record is from RefSeq and is a predicted model, not a curated record. Lineage: Eukaryota; Fungi; Basidiomycota; Agaricomycetes; Agaricales; Agrocybaceae. The coding region runs from base 1 to 1299 and encodes 432 amino acids. Gene Ontology annotation, cellular component: cytoplasm; nucleoplasm; ASAP complex. Gene Ontology annotation, molecular function: zinc ion binding; RNA binding. Gene Ontology annotation, biological process: mRNA splicing, via spliceosome.
AUGGCUGCUCCAAACGCAGUAGACGAUUCUUCAAUACCACCCGAAAACUGGGGUCCUCAAGAUGACCAGUCCACAGGGCCUGCGGGCAACAGCCAAUCCGCUACUGGAACAUCUCUUCCUGUUGACGACCGUAGUACUGGCCAGGAUCCUGAAAAUUCAGAUUAUCCUCGUGGCUCCAGUGUACCCGACAAUGAAACAUUCCGUGAAAAGCAGGUCAAGCCGAACAAAGUCUACAUUGGUGGUCUCCCUGAAAAUACUCGUCAAGAAGAUUUGCAAGGGUGCUUUGGGAAAAUUGGGAACAUCGUCAAUAUUGAACUGAAAGUUGGUUAUGGCUUUGUGGAGUUUGACAGUAGAGAAGCUGCCGAAGAAAGUGUCGCCAAGUAUAACGAUGGGUUUUUUAUGGGCAACCGAGUCCGUGUUGAGUUGUCACAUGGAGGUGGUCGAACUGCUAAGUUCGCUGGAGAUCCAGGAGCCUGUUUUAAGUGUGGCAAUAUGGGACACUGGGCAAGAGAAUGUCCAAAUAACUUGGGACCUGUACAUCGGAGGGCCAACUAUGAGCCACCUCUCAUAGAUCGCAUCCAAAGAGAUUACAACUCAAACCCUCGAAAUAUCCACCCUCGCGAUGAUUUCACACAGCAGCGAAUGCCACCUCGAGAUGGUCGAUUUGAUUAUCCACCCCCGCCCAAUGCGAUGAGAGACCACCGCAGGCCGCCAUCUCCUCGAGAAUAUCGAGACUAUGGUCCUCCUCUCCCCCCGAAUCCUCGUCCGCGUGACUAUGAUGAUUUUCGUAGGGGACCUCCUGUCGAUGACAGGGAUAGAUUUCCACCGCCUCCAGACUUUCGUGGAAGAUAUCCAUCUGCAUCAGACCCACCAUAUCGCGGCUAUGGCCCACCCGUUAAUUCUUAUGAUCGUUACGAUAGAAGGCCCAAUGACAGGUAUACACCUUACUCUCAGCAAAUAGGCCAAAGACCUAGGACUCCACCAAGGGUCAGAGACGAGUACGAUCGUUUAGCUCCGCGUGAUUAUCCUGAAUACCGUGGCCGUCCUGCCACCCCGCCACGUUAUCCUCCUGAUUAUAAUCGCUUGAAUGGCAAUUCGCCAACCGUGCGAUAUGGGCGACGUUCAGCAAGUCCUCCUCGAACUAGUGGCCCCCCUCCUUAUGACGCUUACUCCGUCAAUGGUUAUAUGCCAGGCCCUAUUGCCCCUCCUGUUGCUCCCCCUCCUCGCGGUAAUAGGGACUACCCUCCACGUAACGGUCGAGACAUGAUUGAACCUGUUGGCGCUUACAGACGGCCCUAA